This is a messenger RNA of Raphanus sativus (radish), 408 nucleotides long. RefSeq lists its product as uncharacterized. The transcript has a single exon. Bases 1 to 408 code for a protein of 135 amino acids. Lineage: Eukaryota; Viridiplantae; Streptophyta; Magnoliopsida; Brassicales; Brassicaceae. The record is from RefSeq and is a predicted model, not a curated record.
AUGGGUUUCAUGAAAUCUCGAGAUGAUCAUACUCUGUUCGUCAAGCUUGAGGCAGGACGAUAUCUGGCAGUUCUCAUUUACGUUGAUGAUAUCCUGGUAGCAAGCAACAAUGAUGAUGCAGUCACAGAGUUUAUCUGUGAGUUGGAGUCACAUUUUAAACUUCGAAACCUUGGCGAAGCAAAGUAUUUCCUUGGCUUGGAGAUUGCGAGGUCUGAGAAAGGUAUAUUGGUGUGCCAAAGGAAAUACACUCUUGAGUUGCUUGAUGAUGCAGGUUUUCUCGGCAGUAAACCUUCUUCGAUACCUCUUGACCCUACUGUAAGACUGUCGAAGGAGACUAUCAUACCAAAAGACGGUUCUAAGGUUGUUCACGAAAUGGGAGCAUUAUUAGCUGAACCGAAAGUUUACUGA